Molecule: messenger RNA, 435 nt
Organism: Talaromyces proteolyticus
Lineage: Eukaryota; Fungi; Ascomycota; Eurotiomycetes; Eurotiales; Trichocomaceae
Exons: 3
Coding region: 1-354 (117 amino acids)
Source: RefSeq, a predicted model, not a curated record
AUGUCUGCCGGUGGUGCCGCUAAUGGUGUUAUUUUACUGCAACCUCAGGAGGGGAAGAAAAACGAGCUGGAGCAAUAUCUGAGUAAAAAUUUGACGGAUAUUCGUGAAAAUGUGCCAGGAGUUCUUAUCGCAUUUCACUUCUGGGCUGAGGAAAAGAAUCAAUUUGUUGUAGUUGAGAGCUUCGAAUCAACGGCGGCCAUGUUCGAAUACGGCAACAGCAUGUAUCACGAGGGAUUAGUGUCGAAGGUUGUUGACCUGGCUAUAACUCCGAUUGAGGCUUUAUCUGAUCAAGACACUUCUCAAGAACUCAAAGACUUCCGUAAAACUAGCCAGGCCGUUCAUUUCAAUUUUUAAUCCAAAGGUCAAACGAGAAUUUAAGAUAUGAACGAAAGUUCCCCAAAUCUAGAGCAAUUUCUAGCCUAAUUUCGAUUUUUU